AUGGCCGGAAGUCAAAGAGGUUCCCAAGUCUUGAGGAGACAAUUCAUUCAGGAAACCACUGAGUACCUGAAGGACACGGUCAGCAGAAAAGACCUGCAGCUCCUGUUGGCCAAAGAUGAAGCCUGGAAAGUGUUGGUGGCAGAGGCUGAACUGUCCAGAGAUGAGGAAGCUGCACUGCAUAAGGCUCUGAAGCUGCUCUUAGAACUCCCCACCUUGGAGGACAAAGACAGUCUUCAAGAAGAACUGCAGGACAGGAAGAAGUUUGUGGAAGCUUUUCCUCAGUUGAAAAGGAAGGUACAGGAAAACAUCAGGAAGCUCCGAGCUCUGGCUGACCACCUUGACCAGGUGCACAGGGGCUGCACCAUCUCCAAUGUGGUAACCAACUCCACCAGUGUUGCCUCAGGAGUCCUGAGCAUCCUGGGUCUAGCUCUGGCACCUAUGACAGCAGGGGGCAGUCUGCUGCUCUCAGCAACUGGGUUGGGGCUGGGGACAGUAGCUACUGUGACUGGAACUGCCACUGAGAUUGUGGAGCAAACAAGCAAGUGGUCAGAUGAAGCUAAAGCCAAGGACCUGAUGUCAGACACCAUGGACACUCUGAACACAGUUCUUGUCAUGGGUCAGAAUGCACUCAAACUUGAUAAAACCAUCUAUAAUGUCAUCAAACAAUUGAAAACCUUGGGGAAACACAUUCGGGCCAUUAGGGUAGCCACAGCCAACCCUCGCUUAGUAGCAGAUGCCAGGCGCCUCAUGACUUCUGGAAGAAUGGCUGCCUCACGCACUAGUCAGGUGCAGAAUGCCUUUAAAGGCACUGUUCUAGCAAUGACCAAAAAAGCUAGAAUCAGGGAUGCAGCCACUGCAGGUGUCUUCCUCGCAAUGGAUAUGUAUUCCCUUGUAAAGGACUCCAUGGAUUUAUAUGAUGGAGCAAAAUCAGAGUCAGGCAAAGAACUGCGGGCCCUGGCUCAGGAGCUGGAGGAGAAGUUGAAAGAGAUUGCCCAGAUCCACAAGACACUCCUGGAGCCUUAGUGACAGCAGC
Messenger RNA from Arvicanthis niloticus (Nile rat), 1033 nucleotides. Lineage: Eukaryota; Metazoa; Chordata; Mammalia; Rodentia; Muridae. The record is from RefSeq and is a predicted model, not a curated record.